This is a messenger RNA of Gigantopelta aegis, 2154 nucleotides long. RefSeq names its product protein FAM133-like. The transcript has 3 exons. Bases 9 to 959 code for a protein of 316 amino acids. Lineage: Eukaryota; Metazoa; Mollusca; Gastropoda; Neomphalida; Peltospiridae. The record is from RefSeq and is a predicted model, not a curated record.
UCGCUAAAAUGACAGCAGUAGAACUGGGCUCAAAUUCUAUUUCUGCAAUGAAUACUGUAGAAAAUAGUAGCGCAUCCACUGACGUAAAUGAUGCAGAGGACGACAGUUCCAAAAAGAAAGAGGAAGAAGAGCUGGAAAAGUUGGCAAUGAAUGAAAUUCUGAUAGAAACAAAAAGACGUGCUGAAACUGCUAGAGAACUUGGAGCACUGGGGUGGCAAAAGUCUCCACUGCUUCCUGUAAACAAACAGUUUCUAAAGAACACAUUGGUCAGCACACUGAGAAGUGUACCAGAAGUUAAAAAGGACAAGAAACUAAGAGAGCAACAAAUCUGGAAGAAUCCAGAAUAUAAGCGUAACUACCGACGUCGCAAUUCCGACAAUGAUGAAGGAAGGUCAAGACACAGAGAUCAACCCACGAAAUUAGACGAGAGAGACCAAAGUUCAUCUAAAGACUCUAAUCGAAGAUUUCGACUUAGUCAGCCAUCUAAUGACAGAUAUGUUCAUUCUCGUCACAGUGAUAGACAACGUUCUUCUCAAAACAAGACACGUGACUCAGGUUCCAGUAAAAACUCUGAUCCAAGUCUUAACAAGAACGAGUUAAAAUCAGAAACUGAUCAGGCCCAAACUAAAGAGAAAGGGACUAAUUCUGUGGAUAACAAUUCAAAGGAAAAUGACCAGGCAAAAUCUGACUCAAAGAAUGAUUCGGCGAUAUUAAAUGAGAAAGAAAUGGCUGUUGACAAUGAUCUGAAAUUAAAGGAAGAGGAGCAGAAUAUAUCUAAUGAACCUGAACACAAAGUUCGUUCACGGUCACUCAAAAGAAAACGAUCAAAGACUCGUGGUGAGAAAAAUGCAUCUUCAAAGAAGAGAAAACAUCACAGCAAGCAUAAAAAAGAUGGUGAAAAGAAACACAAAAGUAAAAGAAAGUCCAAAAAGCACAAAAAGAAGGAUUCUGAAAUGUAACAGAAUUGUGUACAGUAUUGCUGUUUUACCUGGGCAUUUAAUUAUACUUAGUUACACAUAUCACCGAGUUCAUUUCACAUUCAUAAACAUUUACAUUUUAACAGUCAUGUUCAUACUUACUACUGUCCAUAUCUUUCACAGAAAAAAAAUACAAAAUUUGUUUUCUUGUGUGUACAUCUAUACAACAUCAGUAAAUGAUUAGUGGACCACUAGCCCGAGUACUCUGCCAUUCGAGAGCUAGCACAGAGAUAACUAUAUAGUGAAAACACAGAAUGGCUGCCUUUCAAAAUGUAUCAUCGGGUAGGGAACAAUUCCCGCUCUAAUACAACAAUAACCCUGUUUGACUCUAAAUACCAUUACAUUGAUCAUUUUCGAGUUCGCUAAUAUUUGACAUAUUAAUCACUGAUACACACACUACAGGAAGAAACCCAUCAGCAGCCAUGUAUUUAACUGGAACAUUAUUGAAAGGGGAUGCAGUCUGGUUCCUUCUUGUAGUGUGUGUAUUGGUGGUUAAUAUUUGUUAUUGGCAAACUUAAAAAUGAUCAAUGUAAUGGUAUUUAGUACCAAACAUAGGGUUAUUGUUUUAUUAGAGUGGGCAUCAUUGCCUACUCGGUGAUGGGCAGCCAUUCCAUGUUUUCACUAUACACCUGAUAGUUAACUCAUAACUGUCCAAAUGUCUGUCUAGGUCUCGAAUGGCAGAAUAUUCGGGCUAGUAGACCACAUGACACUUCUAAGAUGUAGCAUAAAGUUCAUACAUUGCUUCAUAACUGAAAUUUGCUAUAACAAAGUUGAUCCUACUUGAAAUCCUACUAGAACUGCUGCAUGACAAUCCUUAGUGAAGCUUUUCGUAAUACUGAUUUGUUUGGCCUUUGUCCAUCGUUCAUCUAGCAACAUUUUCUUUAAAGCCUUCUAGAGUUUUAAUUGGAUUGUUCUAAAACAUGGUACAAUGAUCUUCUAGUGCACUACACAACUAAGAGAGAGAGGUUGAUUUAGCAAUUUUUUUAUAUUUAUUCAUUUUAUUUUUAAUUUAAAUUGAAAAUUUGAAAGUCUGAUCCUCUCCUAGAGUUUGGAUCGGAUAGUUAUGAAACUUGGUACUAUAAUUCUCUGGGGCAGUGACCACAAACUAAUAGUGAGAUAUGUUGGAACUUUUGGAUUUUUGUUAUAUUAAAAGAAAGAUUAAAUAGAAUAUUUAAAA